AUGGAUCGACAAUCUGCCACACUCGCAAACAGGAAUGCAGUGCUAUACAGGCCUGCACUUGGUGAGAUUGAUGCCAACGUUCAAAGCUUGGCGAGCGUGGAGGCCCUCGGAAGGGCUGGGGGAGUUUCUUUGAGCAAGGGGCAGAGAGGUGGAAAGAAAGCCCUGAAGAGUUAUGGGGAGGAAGAGGAGGAGGAGUAUGAGGAGGAAGAAGACGAAGAGGGAGAUAGUUCCGUUCCUGAUCCGCAGGACAUCGAAAUCAAUUACGAUGAGCUCCCUCUCGAUGAGGGCGAAGAAGCAGAAGAAGAAGAAGAAGAAGAAGAAGAAGAGGUGGAUAAUGAGGAAGCAGUGACCGAGAGCUCUAAUCGGUCAAAGAAGGCCCGUCUCUCGAUUGAGUCAGCUGAGGAUUGGAUCAGCAACUACAACAAAGAAAACCCCGUCGACAAGAACGAUCCAGAACUGCAGCGAUUCCAGGGUCUCUUUUCGGCAUUGAUCAGGGGCGCAUGCGAAUGGGCCCGUGAGGAUUACAACGGAUCACUCAACGCCUGGUUUGGACUACCAGCUAAGGGCCGAGAAAUGACAAGGCCAUUCAGAGGCAAACUGGCUCAUGUCGUUAUCCAAGACGUGAUCGAUAAUCUCUUGGGUCAUAUACUAGAUAAAGGAAAGAAGGUUCUCGGGAGGGGGGAUCUUACUGCUAUAGAUCUACUCGAUCUGCCCAGGGCACCAGAACGUAUAUUACACCGAAUUGUAUAUGCCGAUGCACCAGUGCAAGCCGGAGUCGACAAUAUUACACGAAUACCUUCUAUACAUGGAAAUGGUCCAGUCAAGACACUCAAGAGAAAUAUACGGCUUGCGAAGAAAACCAAGACAAAGGCAUAUAUCGGUUCCUCGAUUAACCGCCUAGGAGGAUACACUAGGUUACGGGAUCACGAAAAAGGAUCGAACGGUAUUUACUCAACGCUCUCCAAGCACUACAAGUUCAGUCAACAACAGGAUGUGGCCCCGAACCUCCGUAUUAUUGGGAUGUGGUCGAAUCCUCAUGUGGUAGAGGACCUCAAUGCCGACAAUGAUACUCAGAGAUGGUUGCCUGUAUUCUGUGAGGGUAUGAUUAUGGUGUACCUGGGUUUACUGAAUCGCCAUGACCGACCGAUUUCUCCAAACCCAUCGGUUAAAGACCUCUUUUCAGAUGCGAAAUACGAUCUUAUCGAUAAGUUGCGCAACGGCCUAGAAUUGCCCAAUCUUCAGCAAGAGUCCCUGAAUAGCGCAUGGCCUCUGGCACAAGGUGUCAAUGGAGGAAUGGUUGUAGCGAAUGAGUGUGCAUAUUGCAAGCAACCAAGGUUCGCCAACGGCAAGAAAAGAAGUUUCCUUCUUGGAAUCGGUGAGAUGAAAGGUCUACUAAUAUGCCGAGCUUGCUACGCCCAUGCCCAGAGGCACGAUGGUGUAAUGGACGAGGGUGGCAGGCGGCGGACCCAUCACCAAGAACGUGGCUCCCGGACUUGCGUUGAUUGCCAGACUGAUGAAGCCACUGCAGGCAAGCGAGUAUUGUGGUUCCGAGCCUACGAUGAAGAAGAUACUAGCGAUAAAAAAGACGUCAAGUGGAGAUGCAAAAGAUGCCACCAAAGAUGCCACCUUCUCACCAUCAAUAACAAAGCCCCAUUACUAUCUGCAGAGGAGCAAACAUGUUUCGAUUGCGGAAUAAGCGAAGUGGAAAAGGGGAAAAAGCUCAAAUGGUAUAAUAUCAAGGGCAAUACUGAAGGCAAAAAGAGAUGCGCAAAAUGCUACCAGAGAACCCAAGAAAAUGGACCAUUACUAUCCGCAGAGGAGCAAACAUGUUUCGAAUGCGGAAUAAGCGAAGUGGAAAAGGGGAAAAAGCUCAAAUGGUAUAAUAUCAAGGGCAAUACUGAAGGCAAAAAGAGAUGCGCAAAAUGCUACCAGAAAGCCUCUAGAUCUACGCACACGCAUGCGCCGGCACAGAAAAUCACCAUAAACGAAUCGACAGGUAUGGAGUUCAGUCUUCGGCCACAAAACUGCGGUCCUCGGGUAAGCAGAGUCUUUUUAGCUGUUGAUUACAGCGGAUAUAGUUGA
This is a messenger RNA of Fusarium musae, 2082 nucleotides long. RefSeq lists its product as uncharacterized. NCBI's taxonomy places the organism in Eukaryota, Fungi, Ascomycota, Sordariomycetes, Hypocreales, Nectriaceae. The record is from RefSeq and is a predicted model, not a curated record. Bases 1 to 2082 code for a protein of 693 amino acids. The transcript has 2 exons.